Bombus pascuorum is the source of this 3183-nucleotide messenger RNA. RefSeq names its product IQ and ubiquitin-like domain-containing protein. Gene Ontology annotation, cellular component: motile cilium; acrosomal vesicle. Bases 1300 to 2835 code for a protein of 511 amino acids. The transcript has 6 exons. Lineage: Eukaryota; Metazoa; Arthropoda; Insecta; Hymenoptera; Apidae. The record is from RefSeq and is a predicted model, not a curated record. Gene Ontology annotation, biological process: cilium assembly.
UAGAAAAUAAGUAUAUAAAAAGAAAAAAAUAGACGAUUGCAAGAUAGACGAUCUUCAUCUAGAUUUCUUUUGUUGUAUCUGGCAACGAUCGAGGAGAUGUGAGUUGGAGAAUGGUGAUUUCCUUCUUUUUUUGAGCACGCGAUAUAUAAAAUCGAAAAAUAAUGGACUAGAAAGUGCUUUCGAUCGACCAAGCAGGUUGUCAUUGGCAACGGUGGAUUUAAGGGUUUGACCUUUAAGGUGGUGCAGAAGUCUCUUAUAUGGAUUGCGUCGCAUUGAAAGCUUCGUUCUUUCUUUUCUGUCUGAUCGUUCCCGCCACCGAUUUCACGUUUUUUAUCUGUGCAACGAUGUCGUUUUGAUAAAUCUAAUAGCAUGCGUUAUUUCAAGGCACGCUAUGCCGCCAUCGCCGUUGCAGUCGUUUGCCUCUUGGUCGUUAGUGCACGCGUCGUUGGGCAAUUUAUAGCUGAAGAAGACGAGAGACGAUAAAUUUCUCGGUGACGACGACAAAUCACGACGAAACGAACGAUGAAUAAUCGCGAGACUAAAAGCAGCUGAUAAACAGAGGCGUUAGAAAAGUAACACAGAGCGUUGUAAACUACACAAAACAAGAGGAACAUCGAGUGAGUUGAGGGCCAAAUUAUACGCGAUGCAUUGAAUGCAUCGACCGUACAACGCUCGCUGGUACACAAGUUUUACGGUCCUCCGCGUUCUCGCCGGUGCAUUUCCGCGCACUCCGGAAUUACCGGCUGGAUUUCCAUCAGCCAUAAAACCUUGAAGGGUGCAUUCCUCUGUUCGCCGCAGAUGCUAAAGCUUUAGCCGGCGUUUGGCAGGAUAACAAAGAAUUAAGCGCCGCUCGGGGCUUGAAUUAACAGGUGCAGUUUGGUUACAAGAAGGAGAAGCUUCUAGAAGGAAAUGAUUCUAGAUUGAGGAAAGUGAAACGACAUAAAGAUGUUGCCUCUAUUUUACAAUCGCUGGUCCUGCAUUUUUUCCAGACCAGUUCGAUUUUAAAAUCAAGAAGAAACUUACAGAAGGAAAUUAUCCAACGAUUGAUAGAGGCAAGUAAAACAAAACGAUUAUCAACGUGCAAAACGACGGUGAAGGUAGGAAGACACGCAAAAACAAUUCCGGCGAUUAAAUCCGAGUAGUCAGUUUCGGUCGCUCUUUCUCUCGUGGAGUCCAACAACGCUCGUUUGGAAUUGUAAUACGGCGGACGAUGCAAUCCUCCAAACGAAUCCUUUAAAUCUUGGCACAUUAAUUCGAUCGACCGUGUAGCCAUACCACUGAUGACUAAUUAAAGUUCAAAUGGAGAAUUCAGAGAUGAAAACAUACUUAGUUGGCUGGAAACACAAAUUGACUGGAACUAUUUAUCGGAACACGUGCACGCAAACUGACGGCAAAAAUGACAAAAGAACGCAGACAAAUUUUACGAUGGAUAAAUUUACGAAUGUGGAAUGUGACGUUGAAGUGCAGACGAAUUUCUUUCCUAACGUCCGCGACAGAUUUAUAACAAGUUUUCGAAAUUCCAAGGAACCGAGAUUCAAGGAUUACUCGAACGAGAAGAUUCUAGAGAGCGUCGUAAAGAUACAGAGGUUUUACAGAGCUCACCGCGGCCGGCAAACCACGAUCUCGUCGAGCGGCGUUUCAGCCGGCGCUAAGAACACGAACCGGCAGCAAAUACAGCCAGUACCGAGAUUCUAUCGCAGCCGGGAUUUCGUGAUACUAAACCGCACGUCGCCGAGUACCAGGGCGGACUUCGAGUUGCUGUACAAUCUGCUGGAUCGUUGGCGUAUCCACGAGACGAAGAGUGCGAGUGAACAGCUGUUCGUGUCGUCCAGGAUCGCAUUGUGCAGUUUAAUCCUAUCAAAGGAAGUAGAGCUAUUGCGAGCUAUUGAUUCGAGGAAAACUACUAUCAAAUUAAAAAAGAGAGAGCAAUCAUACAGAAACUUCUUGGAUGAGUUGUGCAAACCUGUCGUAUGGAAAACCAGUCAUGGAGAAUCGAUUCCUGUAAUCACGCCAUUUGUACAGCACGCCAGAUGCUUUAGAGACAAGUUCGAAGAGUUGUCGAAGGAAAAUAUGAGUGUUAAGGAAAGAAUUGAGAUGUUGUCUAAAUUGAGAGACGAUAUAGAGCCUCAUACGUGUAAGGAAUCUGAUGAACUGGUACGUUUGUUGAAUCAAGAGAUUGAUCUGUUGACUCGUAACGUGGAGGAAAGUAAGUUGAAUUGGUUAAGAAGUGGCCUGAGGAUGGCUUUUUUGAGACUGGCAAGGGAGUCCUUGAGAAACGAGCGAGAGGAUUCGAGGCUGAUCAGUUGGUUCCGGACCAGUUGUAAAACCAUCUGCAGGAGCUGCGGCAGACUAUUGCCUCUCGAGAAGUUCCCACGCGAGAAAUGGUCCCGUUCCUCUUCGUGCAAUUACUGUCUCUACGUGAGAAUUCGCACUGGGCCUCGGCUCGUAUACGAGCCGUAUCAAAGACUUCUUCGUGAUGUAAGACGUCGCGAAGCUAGAAUCUAUUGUUACACCAGUCUGGCUUUUGUUAUUGAUGCAAAAGCUGUUUACCAUUUGGUGAACGAUAUUUGGCACGGGAAAUCGGCCAUUUCUGAAAACGAUAAUUUAGAGGAGUUGAGGUUGGUGAGAUUUCGAAAUGACGAAGAGUGGUCACCGUGGAAUUGUCUUUUAUUAACCGUGAAGGAAGCCUCGUUGCAUCGAAAGGUAGUUGACCUCGAUAAGUUUUACGGACCGAUGAUACUACAAAAGUUCUGCACGAAGAAUCUUCAGGCCAAACUUCGGUUCGAGUUCGUGGCAAAAUUCAAGAACCUUCGUGGGAAUAAACAAUGCUAUUAAACGCUCAUUUAUUAUUGUUCUUCGUGGGAAGUUAAUUAGCAAGUUGCGGAUAUUUUCUUCAGCGUAUAGUAAAAGGAUAGAGUAAAGAAAGCGAAGUUUGAUAUCACGUUGAGAGUGUUGAGCGAAUAGUUAGAUGCUGAGAAUAUUUAAUUCGUAAACAUGGAAUAUUUAGUAUAAAAUAAAAGUAUUUUCAUGAUCGUCUAAAUUUAUUCAAUAUGAAAAAUCUAUCACCUUACCUCCACGCGAUCUCAAUAGAAAGAUAUUAGGGGAUAGCAAGUACCGUGUAUUUCUUGAAGCAUCCAAUAAAUAAUUAUUCUUAUAGUAACUUUUACAUCAACAAAAAAGGAU